This is a messenger RNA of Cololabis saira (Pacific saury), 5532 nucleotides long. RefSeq lists its product as uncharacterized. Gene Ontology annotation, molecular function: DNA-binding transcription factor activity, RNA polymerase II-specific; RNA polymerase II cis-regulatory region sequence-specific DNA binding. NCBI's taxonomy places the organism in Eukaryota, Metazoa, Chordata, Actinopteri, Beloniformes, Belonidae. The record is from RefSeq and is a predicted model, not a curated record. The coding region runs from base 1 to 5532 and encodes 1843 amino acids. The transcript has 12 exons. Gene Ontology annotation, biological process: regulation of transcription by RNA polymerase II.
AUGCUCAAGAAGCAUAAAAUGAUCCACAAGGGCGAGAAGCUCUAUAUCUGCAAAACAUGUGGAAAGAAUUACACGCAACGUUCCACCCUGGUGAUUCACUCGAGGACCCACACCGGUGAAAGGCCGUACCCGUGCAACACCUGCAGCAAAACCUUUACUAAUUUAUGGGAUCUUAGACGCCACAUAACCACGCACACGGGUGAGAAGCCCUACAUCUGCAAAACAUGUGGAAAGAGUUACAGGCAAGAUUCCCACCUGCUGGUUCACUCGAGGAUCCACACCGGCGAAAGGCGGUACCUGUGUAACAUCGGCGGAAAAUCGUUUAUAAACUCAUCACAUCUUAAACGCCACAUAACCACGCACACGGGCGAGAAGCCCUACAUCUGCAAAACAUGUGGAAAAAGUUACACAGAACGUUACAACCUGGUGGUUCACUCGAGGACCCACUCCGGCGAAAGGCCGUACCUGUGCAACACCUGCAGUAAAACCGACCGCCCUGAGAUCCUUGGCCGCUGGGCAAAUCACUUCGAGACUCUCCUCAAUCACGCAAACCCUGUCGACCUUCACAUCCUGGAUGGACUGCCAGACCUGCCACCAGUUGAGCACCUUGACUCCCCACCACAGUUCUGUGAGACCCGUCAAGCCAUCAGAGACUUGAAGAACAACAAAAGUGCAGGACCUGAUGGCAUCCCGGCAGAGGUUUUCAAGAACGGGAAAGUGCUGGCAAAGAUCAUGUUCAAGCGCCUGGAACACAUCUCGGAAGCUGCUCUCCCAGAGACGCAGUGUGGUUUUCGGAAGUCUAGGUCGACCACCGACAUGGUCUUUGUCUUAAGGCAGCUACUGGAGAAGAGCAGGGAACAGUGCAAAGACCUCUAUAUAGCCUUUAUUGACCUCAGCAAAGCGUUCGACACCAUAAACCGUGAGAUGCUCUGGAAACAACUGGACAAACUUGGGGUACCACCCAAGUUUCUGUCCGUGCUGCAGCAACUGCACACUGGGAUGCAAGCCAGAGUAAUCACCGGAGACCUCCAGUCAGAGCCCUUCAAGGUAAAUACCGGGGUGAAGCAAGGCUGUGUCUUGGCACCAGUGCUUUUUAAUCUCCUCCUUUCUGCCAUCACCUUUCUCUUCAAUCGUGCCUUGGAUCACAAAGACGGUGUUCAUCUUGAAUACCGCCUUGACGGCAAUCUUUUCAACAUCCGCCGUCUCAAAGCCCAUACGAAGACAAAGAUUUGCCGUAUCUGUGAGCUACAAUAUGCAGAUGACUGCGCAGUCUUAGCCCACAGCCCAGAGUCUAUGCAGCAUGCCCUCAACACAAUUUCCACUCUUUACCAGUCCUUCGGUCUUCAGGUCAACACACAAAAAACUGAAAUCAUGUCCCAACUUGUUACCCAACCUCCCUCACCCCACAGCUUCCAUAUAAACGGCAUCCCACUCAAAACAGUCGAACACUUCACCUACCUUGGCUCUACAAUAUCCUCCCACUGCUCCCUCGACACAGACGUACACACCCGCAUCAAUAAAGCUUCAUCAGCCUUUGGACGGCUUCGCAGGAGGGUUUUUGAAAACCGUAACCUCAAGGUCGGCACCAAGGUUGCAGUUUACAAUGCAGUGUGCGUGUCCACCUUGCUCUACGGGGCAGAAACAUGGACGCCAUACAGAAGGCACAUAACAAACCUGGAGGCCUUCCACAUCCGUUGCCUUCAAAAAAUCCUUGGUCUGUCCUGGGAAGAUAAAGUACCUCACUCAGAGAUCCUGAAGAGCACUAAUUCCAGCUGUAUGGAAGCAGCUGUGGCCAAAAGGCACUUACGGUGGAUAGGUCAUACAAUCCGACUGCCUGAACACCGCCUGCCCCGCCAAGUCCUCUACGGUCAAUUACAAGACGCAAAGCGUGCUGCUGGUGGCCAAAAGAAACGCUACAAGGACUACACCAAGGACCUUCUGAAGCGCAUUGCCAUCAGCCCCACUCAGCUGGAAACUCUAGCGUGUGAUCGCUUAGGCGAGAAGCGAUAUUUGUGCAAGACGUGCAACAAAGGUUUUAGCCGCAGAAGUAUAUUGCUGAAUCACAUGAAGAUCCACACCGGCGAAAGGCCGUACCUGUGCAACACCUGCAACAAAACCUUUACUAGAUCAUCAGAUCUUAAACGCCACAUAACCAUGCACACGGGCGAGAAGCCCUACAUCUGCAAAACAUGUGGAAAAAGUUACAAGCUACGUUUCCACCUGGUGGUUCACUCGAGGACCCACACCGGUGAAAAGCCGUACCUGUGCAACACCUGUGGAAAAACCUUUACUCAAUCAUCAAAUCUUAAAAGCCACAUAACCAUGCACACGGGCGAGAAGCCCUACAUCUGCAAAACAUGUGGAAAAAGUUACAGGCAACGUUCCACCCUGGUGGUUCACUCAAGGACACACACUGGCGAAAAGCCAUACCUGUGCAACACCUGCGGAAAAACCUUUACUGAAUCAUCAACUCUUAAACGGCACAUAACCACGCACACGGGCAAAUCAAAGCUGACCAAGACCCACACGGGGAAGAAGGUAUUUUCUUGCAGCACUUGCAAGAAAGAGUUCAGUAGAAGUAGUAUUUUAAUAGAUCACAUGAAGAUCCACACUGGCGAAAGGCCGUACCUGUGCAACACCUGCGGCAAAAGCUUUACUAAAUUAUCGAAUCUUAAACGCCACAUAACCAGUCACACGGGCGAGAAGCCCUACAUAUGCAAAACAUGUGGAAAAAGUUACACAGAACGUUCCAGCCUGCUGGUUCACUCAAGGACCCACACCGGCGAAAGGCCUUACCUGUGCAACACCUGUGGGAAAACCUUUACUGAUUCAUCAGCUCUUAAACGGCACAUAACCACGCACACGGGCGAGAAGCCCUACAUCUGCAAAACAUGUGGAAAAAGUUACAAAGAACAUUCCAGCCUGCUGGUUCACUCAAGGAUCCACACUGGCAAAAGGCCGUACCAUUGCAACACCUGCGGGAAAACCUUUACUAAAUCAUCACAUGUUUCUACUGAGGAAAUGCCUCCAGAAGAUUCUGGUGUUACAAAGUCUUCCUCCACAAUUGAAGAUUUGGAACAGAAGAAAAUAAAGAUGAGAUUACUAACGGAAGACGACGCGUUAAGAUGCAAGGAAGUGGAUGCAAAGAUAAAAAAUCGAUGGUGCUGGAAGUGGAUGGAGGAAAUCGUCACUUCGAAAAUAAAUGAUGUGGAGAAACCGUAUGCACUUAGCGAGUGUGUGAAAAAGAUCGACGAACCAGGCAGAGCAAUGUGCGAGUGGUGUCGCGACGUGAUCAAUUACGGCCCGAGGGGAAAGGUUGCACUCGUGGAACACACGAAAACUAAAAAGCACCUGAACCACCUGACAACAAGAUCUACGAAUUAUUCGCUCGGAUCAAUUGCACCCCAGACGAGCAAGAAGGUAUUCCCCAUCUUUGGGUUAUGCAGACCAAAAGCUCAUGAAGCGUCAACAUCCGAAACACCACAACCAGAGCCUGUGAAGCCAAUUGUCCCCAUAUCUGACAGAACUGCUAACUUGGAAGCUUUGGUGUUGGGUACUCUUGCGGAACACUCCCUGCCAUUCACUACUGCAGACAUCAUCGUGCGAGUGGCCAAGGAACUGGCAAAAGACCCCAAGGCAUUGGAGAAUGUGCACCUUGAAGCAAGCACAGCUUCCUACAAAAUGCGUUUCGGAUUGCAGAAGACCUUCACCGAGAAAACUGUGGAGGCCAUCCAGUCGUCUCCAUUUUCUCUCAAUUUGGAUGAAGCGACGACAGCCAGCAACAAAAAGGUCGUGACCUUCCUAGUGAGUUACUUCUCACAGGAGCAGCAGGAAGUCGUUGUUGAACACCUGGACACCGUGGAGCUGAAGAGAACCACGUCUCAAUCAUUGUUUGAUGCUCUGGGUGAUGUAUUUGAGCGUAUGAACAUUCCAUGGAGGAACCUAGUGUCUGUCUUAAUGGAUUCCUGUAGUGUCAUGCGUGGAUCGAAGAAUGGCUUGGAGGCGAAGAUCAGAGAGAAGAUUCCACAUCUCCUGAACAUCGAUGGCGACAGCUGUCACCACAUCCACAACUGUGCCAAAGAAUUCUGUAAGCCGUUUGGGAUGUGGUUAGAAGUUUUCUUCAAUGAUCUUCACACCGAUUUUAAAUGGACACCAGAGUUUAAAGAUUGUCUACGAGAGAUCGCUGCGAUGUUCAACCAGACCUUCACCGCUCCAGAGAGAUUCAUCCCUCACAGGUGGCUAAGCGCAUAUGACGUUGCUCUGAGCACAGCCCGACUUCUCAAACCAAUGCAGGUCUUCUACUACAGCUUUUUGAAGCCUGACGACAAGGAGCUGUAUGAGGAACCCAUGGAGGCCAUACUGAACCACAAUGAAAUAUGCCCAAUUGACAGGAACAGGAUUCGGGAGAUACAAAGGCGCCUAGCUUCCAAAACAGGCAUGACAGAAAAUGGAAAAAACAGAAAGAAAAGAAUAGUGAAGUGUCUUUUCUUCAAGCAGAAGAAAACUGUCCUUCAGCUGAAUUUGUACUUGUCAGUUCUUCCCCUUCUGAAGGAGUACGUCAUGGUAUUUCAGACACAAAGCCCCAUGAUACACAAGUUGCAUGACCGUCAGCAAGCAGUUUUCAGAAAGUUCCUCGCAUGUUAUGUCCGCCCUGAGAAGUUUGCUUCAUUGCAUGGCAGAGAACUGAAAGAGAUGGAUAUCUCAACUGACAAGGGACAGUUCCUGCCAACGAACAAAGUCUUCGUGAAUGAAACCAUCGUGAGAGCAUCCUCUGAUGUCAUCAGCGAAGAAUUUCUUCACCAGAUGGCAACAGCAUACAAAAUGUGUGGCAAGAAGAUGCAGGAGAAGUUGCCUCUCCACAACAAAGUGCUCCGUACUUUCUCUGCAACAGAUCCUGAGUGUUGUCCUUCAACUGCUGUGAUUACAUGCCUGAAGCACCUCUGCAGCUGCUUGAAGGAUGUGAGCCCAUCGCAGUAUGAGGCAGCAUGUCAGCAGUGCCACCAUUUUGUUGCUGAUAAAGAUCUGCCAGCAUUCGCUGCUGAUGAUCGAGCUGACAUAUGGUGGGGCUUGGUUACAAAAAAAUACCCUGACUUAGGACACUUUGUUCUGGCAGCCUACACCUGUUUCCGUGGCCCCCAGGUGGAGAGCUCGUUCAGCUCUAUGAAAGGCAUCAUGAACGAGAGGACAGGGCAAAUGAACGUUAAAACCCUUAGCGCGUACCAGACUGGGAGGUACGGACUGAAGGCACACAAGGCCAGUGCCAUAAGCAUGUUUGGGCGAAAAAACAUCCUCCAUGAGCCCAUUCCAGUCCAACUGUGCAGGAACAUCAGAAGUGCAGCAGCUGCCUACAGAGCAGAGAAGGAGGAGAAAAGACAGACAUCACAGGCUCAAACCACCAUCUUGCUGACUAAAGCCAAGGCGAGGGAACUAAGAGAGAAAGCCAUGAAAACGAGGGACAAGAUCACAGAGGCUCUGUGUGUGAAGCUCAGCGUCAGUCAGGACCACCCGGUUCAAAUGCUAUCAGUCCACUGA